UCAUUAUAUAUACCACAUCACAUUUAUCCUAAAACAUGAAUCAUAGGCUUCAGCAUAUUUUUCCUUCCUAACAAAGGUAAUCUUGGCCAUCCUGGCUUGGGUGUGUCCAACUUUCUUCCAAGGGCUUAUGCCCUUGUGGUUUCUUGUAGGUCAUUAGUAUAUCUCAUAUCUCAGUAUUACCCAAUUUGCUAACUAUGCUUUGUUCUUUCUGUUCCCCUAUUCAAUCACGCAUCCUCUAAGAUGAUGUCUUCUUAAAUGCAUCUCGGAGGAGUUCAUCUCCCCCUACAUUACAGCCUAGUUGUGGAACCUUACACUGUCUCAGACGUUACACUGUCUUAGUCAUUUGCUCUCAUUUGUGCAUAUAACUUCCCCAUUAGUCUGUGAGAGCAAUGCUACUUGUUAACACAUGAGCUAUUAUGUGAAUAAAACAAAGAGUCCAUGAAAUAUAGUAUGGUUGCAUCCUAUGCAACAGUUCAUACUUAACCUCAGUGGUUUCUAUUAGUACUUGUCAGGGAAUAUCCUCCAAUAUCAUAGUCAGACUCCAAGAAAAACAUUUGCAUCUAAAUAAGGAAGUGCAAGUAGGUGUGGUCUCAGUUCAUAUACUCUGUUUUGCCUUUUGUUUGGUGGUGUACUCCAGACUGACAGUUGGGUUAUUUCCAGUUUUUGACAGUUAUGAAUAAUGGUGCUAUAAAAGUUAUAUUGAACUUUGUAUGUGAUAAUAAUUUUCAUUUGUUCUGGGUAGCUAGUAGUGGCAUUUCAGGAUUACAUGGUAAACCUAGAUUUCACAUUUUAUGAAACUGCCACACUUUUCCUGAGGUGCCAUGCAUACCACUUGUCUUCUCAUCUGCACUGUGUGUGAGUUUAGGGAGGUGUAUGUACAUCCUUGCCAGUGCUUAGUAUUGUCAGUUGGUUUUUGUUUUGUUUUGUAAAUUGGUAACAAUUCCAAAUAAGUGUACAGCUAGUUAUUUUUUAAUUUCUUUUUUUUUUAAACUUUUUUGUUUGUAUUUGACCUUGCUCAUGAUGACAAGUACUCUGCCCUCAGCCCCAUAUGUCACUAAUUCCUAACCUAAUUUGUCCAUCAAACUCUUGAAACUUGGAAGAAGAUACAGAAAAUGAAUCAUGAUGUCAUGGAAAGGGAUUUAUUUUAUACUCACUCUGUUUGGAGGGAGCUUUUUUGGAAGCAUUUUCAUGCUGGGACCUAUCAUACCUUUAGUGUUUAUAAACCCAUCUUGGUAUCGCUGGAUCAGCAAUCGCCUUGUGGCCACCUGGCUCACACUACCUGUGGCAUUGUUGGAGACCAUAUUUGGUGUAAAAGUGGUUAUUACAGGUGACGCAUUUGUCCCUGGAGAAAGAAGUGUAAUUAUCAUGAACCAUCGGACAAGAGUAGACUGGAUGUUCCUGUGGAACUGUCUCACAAGAUACAGCUACCUCAGAUUGGAGAAAAUUUGCCUCAAAGCCAGUCUCAAAAGUGUUCCUGGAUUUGGUUGGGCCAUGCAAGCCGCUGCCUAUAUCUUUAUUCAUAGGAAGUGGAAAGAUGACAAGAGUCAUUUUGAAGACAUGAUUAAUUAUUUUUGUGAUAUCCGUGAACCACUUCAACUCCUCAUAUUCCCAGAAGGAACUGAUCUCACAGAAAAUAGCAAGGCUCGAAGUAAUGAUUUUGCUGAAAAGAAUGGACUUCAAAAAUAUGAAUACGUCUUGCAUCCAAGAACUACUGGCUUUACUUUUGUAGUAGACCAUUUAAGAGAAGGUAAGAACCUUGAUGCUGUCCACGAUAUCACUGUGGCAUACCCUUACAACAUUCCUCAAACAGAGAAGCACCUCCUGUGUGGGAACUUCCCCAAGGAAAUCCACUUUCACGUGCAUCGGUACCCAGUAGACACCCUGCCUGCCUCCAACGAGGACCUUCAGCUCUGGUGCCACAAGCGGUGGGAGGAGAAAGAAGAGAGGCUGCGUGCCUUCUACCAAGGGGAGAAAAACUUUCAAUUCACAGGACAGAGUGUGAUUCCACCUUGCAAGUCUGAGCUCAGGGUCAUUGUGGUCAAGUUGAUGUCUAUACUCUACUGGACCCUAUUCAGCCCUGCAAUGUGCCUGCUCAUAUAUUACUAUACUUUCGUUAGGUGGUAUUUCAUAGUCGUCAUUGUUUUCUUUGUGCUGCAAGAGAGAAUAUUUGGUGGACUAGAAAUGAUCGAACUUGCAUGUUAUCGUCUUUUAUACAAGCAGCCAAAUUUAAAUUCCAAGAAAAAGGAGUAAGAGGGGUGAGUUCGCAAUGUGAAAACCCUAGGGAUAUUUUAGAAGUAGUUCUCGGCCUUUGUAAACUGAGAUACAUUUUUGCAUGACUAUGUCAAAUGUUUCUUACUAUCAUUAUUCGUUCAAGAUAUUUUGCACUUCAUUUUGUGCAGAAAAUAUUGCUACUUUUUUUUUUAAUCUCUGAAUGUAAUUUUGAUGCUGCGUAUAUAGCAGGGAUCGAUUGGGCCAGAAUAUUAUUAACAAUCACCAAGCUGUUAGCAGACGAGGCACGCACAGUUUUCCGAAUGAUCCAGCCCUAUUUCCUAAUAGACUCCCAGAGCCAGAGUCUGAACUCACAAGCACUGGCCCACCACGCGCUAAUACUUGACUGCCCAUCUCACCUCCUGAGGUGAGCACCCUGCCCCCAAGGUGCCUGGGCAGGUGAUGCCCAGACUCCUUCUUUGGGCACUGCCCUCAUCCUUAAACCCACUCUAUUUCUCUAGUGUCAGAAACUGGAACUUAACUAAUCACCGAGAGUGAUGUCCAGUUUGCUAGGAAGCGCUUUGUUCCUCCCAGUGUGUUGUGCUGACCGAGUAUCAGAAGACCACCUGUGCCCUUUCCCAUUGGAAAUCACGAGCACGCGUCUCAGGGAGCAACCACAGGCUCUCCACUUGGAAACCCUCAUUUGAAUUUUUAAAAGUAGGAAUUGAGCUUAAGGUCUCCAUUCCCGUCAGUCCUGCAUGCACAGAGCUGGCUUCCUUCCAACUUGUUGCCAGGUGUAACAUUUUCUCCAUUAAAAAUGGUACACAUGCAGUCUCAUACUUUUUUAAAGGCACACUUUGAGGAACAUUCUGUUUCUACAAACAGAAACUGUCUUGUGAAACAUUUCUUUAAAACUUACCAAAAAAGGAAGGUUUAUUGUGUGUUCCACGUGUUCAUGGGCUCCUAGCUUCUACCAUUAAAACAACAAAAAUGCCUACAAACAGGGCAGUAAUGGUUUUUUCCUGAAUUAGUCAACCGUGUACCCCUGAUGAACUGUAGUUUUAAAAUACAAAAUAAACCCUUUUCAAUGAUAGCACAGAAUCUCCUUUUUUUAGACCUCUCUCAAUGGUAAUAUUUAAGUCCACUCUGGACCACCAUGAUCCUUCUGGGGCUAAAGAAAGGAUUGUUAUUGUUUCCACUCCAUUGAAGCUUUAAAAGGCAAUUAAAAGUCAAUAGCUGUUGGCAGAUCUGUCAGUUUUCUUUACUCCUGUGUUGAUACAGCCUCUAAGGUCACUUCCUGCUUUAUGUACUCUUUGGGCAUGAAUGCCUUCUCUUUUGUGACAUCCCAUUUUAGCUUGGCAGUGAUUUUUUACUCAGCAGUUGAAUCAUGCGUGGUCAUGAAAGGUAAAUACACAGGAGCUGGACCUAGCAGAUUGUCUGAGAAAGCCCUAGUCGGACAGAAUGCUGUUUUUAUUGAAAGAGUAUUAACUAGUUACUCUAGUGAAAUGUACCAACUCCUAUUUCAGUACUGCUCCUUCAAAGCUGAUUUUAAUCCUGUUGGGAACUUACUAAUGAGUAUGAAUAUCCCCAACUGAGAUGUUUAACUUUGUGGACUUUAAGUUAAAAGAAAUAACUGUUUUUCCUUUCCUUAAUGAAAGAGUCUUCUAUGUUUCUGUGAGACUUCCUUGUAUUUAAACAUGGAAAUAGUUUAACUGUGUGAUUAUACUUGUCCCAGGUAAAAGAGAAAAGCCACAUCCCACCACGCAGAUAGGUAGCUCCCGUCCCUGUAGACUCCACGUGCUCUUAGGCAAGGUAGAACUCCCAUCGGCUUAUGGAUCCUCAAACUCUACAGCUUUUAGAUGAGAAAAUCUUUUUUUCUCUUAAAACAUGUUUAAGGUAAGACAACAAAUAUUACCUACCAAAAAUUUGUAAUUAUAAAGCUCCAACACCAAGGAAUAUAAACAUACUCUACUUGCUUCAUAAAUUAGAAAUACCUUCAAAAAACAAAAAGGUCUCCUUUUUAAAUUGCUUUUCAGUAUGGCUUUUUAAAUUAUUCCAUUUUAUUAAUUAUUCGUUCUUGCCUCUACAGUUAGCUGUGUUAACCUGUUUCUUCUUUUAAAAACAACUAAAAGAACUAUAGCUAAUGAUUUAGAGCCUAGGACUAUCCUAAAUGAGUACAAGUGUCUAGUGUAAAUUCAGGAAACCUCAGUAACUGUGACAGGCCUCAAAAACACCCCCUGCCGCACUCGCAUCCGUGGCCCUGGGCUCGGAGCAGCUGUGCGUCUGGCUCCCACAGGUCUGUGCCAUGUGCCUGCUCAGCCUCUAACAGUGAACUUGGUAGACUUUGAAAUGUUUGCAGUGCCACUUGUCUAGUUGCCAAAGGUACCAUUCUGAAAGGUUUGAAACAUACCAAGUGUGGUUUAUUUAUAACAUGGACCAAUUAUUUAAAAUAUGAAUCCAGAAGGAGGGGCACUGGCUAGGUGACAAGUUCUUCUCCCACACAUCAUUGAUGAAACAAACCAAAGGAACUCCAAAACACAGCUGAAGAGCUUGGUAGAAGAUUAAAAACUCACUAGAUAAAUAUUUGAAAGAGCCCAUCAUUUAAGACUGCCAAUAAAAUCUUCCUACUAUGCCCUCACAAUGCAGAUUCGAGAGGAAUAAAUAACAGCUUCCAUUUUAAAAUCACUUUGAGAUUAGUUACUUUAACAGCACUGUGUCAAUAAUCUGUAUAGCCAAGACUGAACUCUGCAGACAGGCAGACAUUUCCAUGUCACCUAGACUUCAUGCUCUGGCCCAACAACAAUAAUAAACCCGUGCACUCUUACAAUAAAGAGUAAUGGAGAGAGCCUGUUGGUGUUAAAUUGUUUACAUUUCUUUAUAUAAAUGAUGUGCUUUCAGUGCCUUAGUUACGGGUCCUUUUAUUUUUCUUGUUCCAAGAGUUCUGUAAAUAUGUUUCUUAGGUUAAGUUUCCCCCUGCUACUCACUGGGAGGAAAAUGGUCUGUGAAUGCCACUUGCUGGUUGGUAAACACUACUAUAUCCCAAUGUGAGAGGAGAGCUCGAUGCUAAGGUAGCGGUUGCCUUAGCGUUGUUUAUACUAUAGAUGAGAAAAGUUUUGCCACACUAGGAGCUUCAGAUUAGAUCUGGCCCUAAAGUUGUCUUGUAUUUACCUUAAAUUCUUAUUUCACAACAGAAUCUUGGUUUUUAUAUUACAUUUUUAAAGAGAUUAUAAUGUGGAAAACACCAAGUUUUAACUAGAACUCACAGAAUGGCCUUAGUUUUCAAUAUCUACUGGUAUGUUUUGAGUUGUGUUAUCUGUAAUAUACAUCCAGAAUAAAAUGGCGUGAACUAGA
Messenger RNA from Perognathus longimembris pacificus (Pacific pocket mouse), 5559 nucleotides. It is a transcript of the gene Lclat1, whose product is annotated as lysocardiolipin acyltransferase 1. The coding region runs from base 1120 to 2250 and encodes 376 amino acids. The transcript has 6 exons. Gene Ontology annotation, cellular component: endomembrane system. The record is from RefSeq and is a predicted model, not a curated record. NCBI's taxonomy places the organism in Eukaryota, Metazoa, Chordata, Mammalia, Rodentia, Heteromyidae. Gene Ontology annotation, molecular function: acyltransferase activity.